Molecule: messenger RNA, 5538 nt
Organism: Anthonomus grandis grandis
Lineage: Eukaryota; Metazoa; Arthropoda; Insecta; Coleoptera; Curculionidae
Gene: Taz
Product: tafazzin
Exons: 6
Coding region: 409-1209 (266 amino acids)
Biological process (GO): cardiolipin acyl-chain remodeling; inner mitochondrial membrane organization
Cellular component (GO): mitochondrial membrane
Molecular function (GO): 1-acylglycerophosphocholine O-acyltransferase activity
Source: RefSeq, a predicted model, not a curated record
UGUCACUGUCACCCGUACAGCUGCAGGCUCAAGGCUGCCGUAGGGGGACAAAUUAAAAACAACAAUUAAAAUUCAGCAAUAAAUAGGAAAGUAGGUAAUUUACUGAUAAUGUUCUGCAGUUUUCCGUAAUUCGCAUUUCAUGCUCGGCCAGUCGCGAGCUCGUGUGACUACGUGACGUAAAUCGCUUCUCGCUCGUUUAUUAAAAAAAUAAUAGUGUGUUGCAUCUGGUUAUCCCUCCUGAGCAAAUAAAAAAAGAAAAAUAUUAGUUAAUUCAAUUAUGUAAUUAACUAUGAUGUCUAAACUGCUAGAUAUGAAAGCUUGGAAGAAUAGUUCACACAUAUCAUAGAGAAGUCUGAGAGGAUAUUAUAGACAUAUUUUUAAUUUAUUUUAAUUAGACAAUAUUAAGUUAUGGCUUCCUAUAACUUAAGCUGGAUUAUACCCACUUUGAGGAAGCCUUCUAAUCUGUGGCGGCUUGCCAGCACUAUUACUGUGGUUGCAGUAGGAUUAUUUAGCAAAGUAUUAAUAAGAUGGCUGAACCGAUCAAAAAUACAUAAUAGGCACAUAAUUUCAAAUUUAAUAGAUGAUAGAAACUCAACCAGGCCUUUAGUUACCAUAUCCAAUCACCAUUCCUGUUUUGAUGAUCCAGGAAUUUGGGGAACCUUAAAGCUGCGCCACUUACUUCAACCCUCCAAAAUGCGAUGGUCUCUGGCUGCUCAUGACAUUUGUUUCACUAAUCCUCAACACUCUUACCUCUUUAGUCUUGGCAAGUGUGUGCCUGUAAUCAGGGGUGCCGGGGUGUUCCAAGGGGCCGUUGAUUUUAUGAUCGAGUUGCUCAGUAAAGGCGCUUGGGUUCAUAUUUUUCCAGAAGGGAAAGUAAACAUGACUAAAGAAUACAUUAGGCUAAAAUGGGGUGUCGGAAGGAUGAUUUUCGAAGCUCCGGUAACGCCCGUGGUUGUGCCAAUAUGGCAUAUAGGGAUGGAUGAUGUGUUACCAAAUGAACCUCCUUAUGUUUUAAGACUUAGAAAAAAUUUGACGUUUAACUACGGAGAGCCAAUAGACAUGACUGAUAUGGUAAAUUCCCUAAAAGCCGCCAACGCGACGGAUGAAGAAGCCCGAAAACAAAUAACCGACUUCCUACAAGAAAAACUACAAAAAUUAAAGAUCGAAACGGAAAAUUUACACUCCAAAUAUUUUAAGACAAAAUCGUGAUAUUGCACCCCUUAGGUUAGGUUAUGACUGUUUCUAUUUAGCGUAACGGGUGUUUUUGGCAAUACAAAAACAAAAUUAUAGAUGAAUCAAGUCCAACUAUAUGAAACUGAACUUAUCAGGUUUUUUACAUGGAACAAAAUGCAUAUAUUUUUAAUAUAAAGGAAAUAUACAUACAUUCAUAAGUCGCUUUAAUAAGAUUGGCUUCUUUUACUAUAAGCUAGUCAAAAAUUGCCAUUUGAUAGUAAUUUUAUUAGUAUUUCGUCUAUUAGACUUAAAGCUUUUUUAAAUGCCUACUAAUAUAUCUUUAAGGUCAAAGAUAUCAUAAAAAACAUCAUACUGAGACCAAACUUUAAGUCUGAUGAUAAUGAAAUACCCUGUAUAGCAAAAACAUGUCGUGUAUCGAGAGGUCGGCUGUAAGGUGUUCAUUUUUUAUUAGUUUUAAUUUUAUGCUCAUUAGAAUAAUAAUUACAACCAGAAAAUUAUUUAUUUUCACCCUAGAGGAUAUUUAAUCGUGAAGUAAAUGUUUCCUGAUUAUUAAAGUAUUUUAUUAUUUAUAAGGUUUUAAAAAAAUUUUGGAGACCAAAAAAAUUUUGGGUUAAAAAAAUUCUAUGGAGAUUUUACUACAUAAAGAGCAAACAUUUCAAUUAUCUCUUGACGUUUAAUUAAAGAACAUGAUUUUUAGGUAAUAAUAAUUUCUGAAAAUAUUAAUAUUUUUGUCGGCAAAUAUCAAUAUUUGCAGAAUAUAUAUACAAAACAAUUUAUCGACAGAUUAAGAAGCAUUUCCGAGAUCUUUCUGUCUACUAAAGCCAACCCGUAUGACCCAACCCAUAAUCUAUGAGAUGAACACACUUCUUUUACAAAUCAGACUGCCUUUGAUCAAGCUGUGACAGUUUAAAGUAUUUGUGUCUUGUCUAUUGGUUAUUUAAUCCUUUAUUUAUGAUUCCGCUAUCUGGUGAUAUUUAACUUUCUUACCUGAUACUGCUGAGCAUCCUUUUAAUAACUUUAUUGGAAUUUAAGUUCAGUGAUAUUCAUUCAUCUUUGCUUCACUCGCCUUUGUCAUUGAACAUAGUCGAUUUUAUUGUUGUUACUUUGCUGAAAUUGUUUUCCGAGUUCACUAGGAGGCAAAAAGCAUAUACAGAGAAACAUCGUGACUACAGGCCCUUAUUUGUUGUAACCCAAAGAAAUAUUUAGGUGCCUUAUACCAAAUAAUGAAUUUGUUAAUUAAAAAUGUGUUGGCGUUAGAUUUUGUGGGCGCGGAAAGUGACUCCAAAACACACAUUUUAGUUUAAAUUGAUUUAGAAUUUAGAUAAUAUUAAUUUAAAAUCUCUUCUUGUUCCUGAGACAUUGAAAAUAGAUAAAACAGUAGAUAGAUAUUUUUUCAGAAUUAAAUGGUUUCAUAUAAGGAAAAACAUCACAAUUUUAUUAUUUGUAUUUCCUAAAAGUUAUUAAAAAAUAUAAAAAUGAUGCAUUGUUUUUUUGGCUGAUUAUUUAAGAAACCAUUGGAUGUCAUAGCGAAUAUACAAAAACUAAUAAAAAGAACAGGUUUCAACUAGCAAUAUAAAUUGGAAGAAUAUGAAAAAUAAAAUAGAAUAAUUUAUAUUACAGUUUUAGGUAUUUUAUUAUUAUAGCUUAUUAAAAAAAAACAAAAGUUUUCUACUAAAGAGCGUAUUUUUCACAGGGUGCAUUCUGUGUAUUUAAAAAUUUUAAAUUGAUUUAUUUGAAUUUAAAUUUAUAAAAUGUUUGCUACUUUGUAAUGAAUUUCAUUUAGUAAUAUGCAUACCAACCAAAUUUGAAAUGGCAAUUGAUAUGUCAGUACACUUAAAUUGAUAUUAAAUCAUAAUAAUUAUUUUAUCAUAUAGGGAAGACUGGCCUAAAAUGACAUACCACUUUAUUUUUGCUUAUUAAUUUUUUAUUCUUUUAAUGUAAACAUACAAAAUCAUUAGUAAUUUAUAAUACUAAAGGUUUAUAUUAAGAGUAUAACCUAAUUUUUUUUAAAUAAAUGAAUAAUCCUGGCGAAAAAAAUAUAAAAACAAAUAUGUAAAUGUGUCAUUUUACCCGAGCAUACUUGGGUAAAAUGACAUAAGAAACUUACAUAGGUAUAUAAGGUCAUUACAAGUUAAAACUAACAAAGUUCACAUACAUAUUGUUUGCUUCUUUUAGAAAUACCAGCACACUCACAAUGUGCCCAUUUCGAGCACGAUUGACAUCUAACCCAUGUUUCCUUGGACUUGGACAUAGAGUACAAACUGUUACAAUAUAGGCAGGGUGGAUCAUCUUCGUCGUCUUCAUCUUGAAACGGCUCUUCAUUAUCAGAGUUUUCGUCCAUUGGGACAAAGUGUUCGGAUGCUACUAUGGCAGCCUUACGUGUUAUGCAGUUUUUACUUUCUUUGGCAACUUCUUUGAUUUGAAUAACUUAUUUUAAACUCUCAGGGCUUUCAACUAAAUGAGUUAAAUUUUUUUUGGUUCGUUUCACGGCUUUCCGAAAUUCAGCAGCUUGUUUUUCCGCUUCUCUAGCUUUAAGUUCCUCUAAUAUUGGGGUACUCGUGAGCACUUUGGUUCCUUCUGCCUUCCCCUUUUUUGGGUUUGCUUGUAUCCCGGAUGAACUUGGAAGAGGGGAAAUGUCUUGUGGGCGAAUAACUGAAAUAUUGUUUAUAUUCAAUGAAUGGUUAGCCUUUUGAUUGAAGGCUUUUGAUUUCUUGAAUAGGCAGCUGCGUUUUGACGCUUUUUUCAAAUAUUUUUUAAUUGACAUAAUACAUGACAUCUUGUCAAGUGCAAUUUUAGUGUUAAGUACUAAUAUUUGAGACAUUUACUGACCAUAUUUCUGAAAGACUACUAUAAUUCUGCAUUUCAGAAGUGGGUGUUCAGAAUAAGGUGCUAUUUAAAAAAAAAAUAAGGUAAAUGUCAAAAAUACUGGUUUGAAAAUUUGAAAUAGGCGUGUUAAAGAUUCAAAUAAUAAAAUACAAUAAAUAUUAUUUUUCCGUGAUUACUUGAUUAAAAAUUAAUACUUCGACGCAUUCAUGGCACCCUAUUUCAAAACUUAAAAAAAUUAUUUUUUCAAUGAGUAUAAAAGAAAAUGUAGCAAAUGCGGUAUCAUUAUUCUCAUAAUUUUAUUUUCAAUCACAAUACGUAAUAAUAUACCAAUUGUCUUAUUUAAAAUAAAAAAGUUAAUGUCACUUCCUGUUAAACCGGAAGUUUUGAAAAAUAAUGGAAUAUGUCAAAAGAUCUUAUAACUAUUAUUAUAUCGAUAUAACAAAUUUCAUUUCUUUAUCUUGAAAAGUAAAAAAGUUAUUUAGUGUUCCCUUUUUCCUGUGUCAUCCGGUAACCCGGUAUCUGUACUAAAAUCAAAAGUACAUAAAGAAAAUUGAAUAAUAAACAUGGUCGGUCACCAAGUAAUUCAAUUAUUUGGCUUAUCUAUUAAUUUACAGGUAUUAAAUUAUACAUUUCUUGACACUUGGUCACAGGUUGUCCAAAACCUUAUUUUUACAAUAUGAUGUGAAUAUUACUGAUUGUAUUUUUUGGCUUUAGUUGAAAUACUAGCUUCCCUAAAUAAAAAAUUUGAGGAAAAUGAUUAAGUUUAAUCAACAAGACAGUGUAAUGUGUAUAUAUAUUUUUGAUAGAAAGGUUGGAGAAUCAAGCAUACAUGUUGGAGAUUCUAAAUGAGCAACAUUAAGCAUUUUAUUAUUAAAUUAUUAAUUUUUUUAAAUGCUUGCGAAUCCUCGUAUUCCUAAAACUGGGAAAGUGCUGUUACAUGCUUGUUGUUUUAAGAUUGAUGCUAUUUCUUGCUAUGCUUGCUAUUUGUCUAUUUUAAUAUUUACAGGUUCUUCUGGAUAUAAAUAUUUAUCUGAAAUAAUAUCCAAGUACGUUACUUUUACUUGUUUUUUUUUGUUACAAAUGCAUUGGAUGUUUUGACAGUGAACUUUUUAGUCUCUAGAGGUAUUAACAUGUUUGCCCUUCAUAUAGGAAAAAAAACUCUGUAUUACUUUAAUAAUUCAGUUUCAAGUUGUCCAAUUCAUAUUGUGGGGCUGUUCCUGAAGUUGCCUUAUAGUAUAAUAAAGUUUUUUAAAAGUACCAAUUUCUUUUAAAGGCUUCCAGGUUUGUAUUAUUACCGUGUAAGUUUAAUCUUUAGCCAUAUGUUUUUUUUUGUAUUUUUUUAAAUUUUAAACCUACGUUUUUGUUACAUAUUGUUGAAUAAUUUUAAGGGUAUGGAAUUGUAUUUAUUUGAAACAGGGCUCUGUUUUGUUACAGUGUGACAUUGCAAGUUUAAAAACUUUGUUGUGAGCAAAAAUGUCAUUAUUAUUGAAGUAUUGAAUAAAGGAGGCUGUAAGAAGA